Messenger RNA from Penicillium cosmopolitanum, 2565 nucleotides. Its product is annotated as putative telomere silencing protein Zds1. NCBI's taxonomy places the organism in Eukaryota, Fungi, Ascomycota, Eurotiomycetes, Eurotiales, Aspergillaceae. Gene Ontology annotation, biological process: establishment of cell polarity; positive regulation of G2/M transition of mitotic cell cycle. The record is from RefSeq and is a predicted model, not a curated record. The transcript has 2 exons. Gene Ontology annotation, cellular component: cell septum; cytoplasm. The coding region runs from base 1 to 2565 and encodes 854 amino acids.
AUGUACGACGAUGAUUACGAUCGCAAUGAUCCGAGGCGUCUCAGCUAUAUAACCUCACCGUUAGGCGAGUCAAUAACAACGAUUCCGCGAGCCGCCGAGUCCGCCGCCCCCUCCACCCUAUCACCUACACCUACACCUACACCUACCCAGAAACAAACCCAGAAACAAAAGCAGAACUCGCCGGUCGAGGGACAGCCCAAGACAAAAAAUGGUCAUUUACGCCCAACUCUCUCCCCUCAUCGGUCAUUUGACCGUGACAGUGAACCCGGCUCCCCAGACUCCACACGAUCAGUCUCGGAAACCGCGACCUCUUCCUUCCCUUUGAACGAUAUCGAUUAUGAGUCGGACCCGGCCGCCGUCGUCCAAGAGCUGAACAACCUGGCCGCCAUUCGCCGUAUGUCCAUGGAUGUCGCAGCAACUGGUGACCCCGAUCUUCCAUCCUAUGGCGGCAACCUCUCCGUUCCAUCCUUACCUCCCUCCCCCACCGCCGAUGAAAAUGAUGCCUCAAGAUUAUUUUGGGUCCCAGCCAGCCUACACCCCGAGCUGGCCCCGAAGGAGUUCAAGACAUUUUUGGAAAGCAAGGCCGAUAUAAUCAAGCGGAAAUCCGGCGAUUUUUCGUCUCUUGGUCCUGAGCGUCAGGGCUCGGGCAGCGGGCUUCGUCGCAAACGGUCUAUGCUGUCUCGACAAAUUGACAGCUCUUCGGGUUAUACGGAUGGUGCGGAUCGGUUAGAGCGGCAGCGAUCGCAAUCAAGUCGGCGCGAUGGCAUGCUCAGUCCCAAUCUGCAGGAGCUGGAAACCAUAGUGGAUGAUUCGAAAUCUACCUCCCCCGCCGAGCUCGUGCGAGAGAUGCAAAAUGCGAGCAUCGCAGCCCACGAAGAUAAACCGAUUCUACCCUCAGCACCUCCAGGGCACAGCCUACGACGAUCGACCCGGACACAAUACAGGAAGGGCAGCUUGAAGAAGGGCGAGAAGCCCCCUUACUCUAAACGAGUGGGGAGAGGUCUGUCCGAAUCAGCUGGUUCAGCUCCUCCGACUAUAGCUCCAUCCGAUGAUCAGCCAAUCCUCGGAUCUACUCGCGUGUCCACGGACUCGGUUUCCUCAACAUCCUCUCGGCCAACGCGUGGGCACUCGACCUCCUCUCGCAGCACAACCUACUCUGCCAAUGCCAUUGGCACAGCAUUCGAUUCUAUUCUUGAUAAUCCGGAAGCUGAGCAAGAGGAGGCAAAGGCUGCUAGCACCCAGCCACAGACUGACUCUAUCAACCAGUCGAAUGCAGCUUCAUAUGCCCGAGAAUGGCAUUCUCGCAUCGACUCGAAUGGCCGAUCUAAUACGAAUACUCCUCAGAAACAGCAAGCCGUUCCUGCGAUUGUCGAGACACCUCCUGCCGACUCCCACCGUGAACAGUCUAGUCCCAGUCCGCCGGCUUCGCGAUCAGCCGAACGCAAUGCACCAUCGCAAUACUCGGUCCAGACGUCCCCGGUUCAAGAUUCUACCCCCAGCAAGCGUACCGCGAUGAGCCGUCAACCCGGCAAAGACACUACCACCACCACGCUUGACGACUUUAGCAAUAAUCCCCAGAUGAUACCCGGCAACAACACGCGGACGGACAGUCUCUCGUUCAUUCCGACCAUGCCCGAGGAGCAACGGAAAUCCGAAGACCGUAAAUCCGAUGGCAAGAAGUCCAAGAAGGAGUCUGAGGGGCGAAAGUCAAGCUGGCAUUGGUUGCUGGGCAGUGAAGAGAAAGAUAAAAAGAAGGAUAAAGAUGGAGACUCGAAGAAGUCGAGGUCGAGGUUCUCCGACAAGAUAACACACAAUAAUUCUCGCAUCGAAACACCCCCGCAAUCAUCAAUGGACAAUAGCCCGAAGGGCAGAGAAAGUCUCAUCCUUGAUCGCCUCGACCCGAAGUUGGAGGAAGAGCGACGAAAGGAUGGUGUUCGGAGGGCUUCGGGGGAGUCCAAGAAAGAGAAAGACGGUAUCUUCUCAUCCAUCUUUGGUGGUGGUAGGAAAAAGCAUAGCGGAGACGGCCACCAUCGAAAGAACUCUUCGCGUAAUCUGUCUCCCGACCCCCCAGUGCGGGUGCUGAAGGCAGAUGUCGACUACCCUUGGACUCGAUUCUCCAUUUUGGAGGAGCGAGCUAUUUAUCGCAUGGCGCACAUCAAACUAGCGAAUCCGCGACGCGCACUUCACUCUCAAGUGUUGCUGAGCAAUUUCAUGUACUCGUAUCUGGAAAAAGUGCAGCAAAUGCAUCCCCACAUGAUGGUGGCAUCUUCUGGAUCUCAGAGGUCUUCUCAACAAAGAGACCAGCCUGAUGAGUACACUCAAUAUCAGCGAUACCAAGAGGCGCAGGAGCAACAACAAUACGCGGAUAGCGCAUAUGAUGAUCAAUCCAUGUAUGACUACGACGACGAUCCGCAUGAUCCGUACCAGUCCCAGGGGAGGAAUGGUAAACAUGGCUACGAAAACGGCCAUGCUUACGAUUCGGGGCAUUACCAGUACGGGCACUCGUCCUAUGGGCAUGGCCAUGAUGCCCAUUUGGAUGACGACGAUGACGAUGAUAUGUGGUGA